AUGAUCAAGUAUUCCCUUUUGCUUGCCUUAUUUGGAAUAGUUGCAGCCAAUAUUUGCACAGAUGGUACAGGCACCUGGAGCUUUGCUAUAGCUGAAGGAGUGACCGACUUCGCAUAUGGAGGAGCUAAGCUGAACAACAGCAAUAACUGUUUUGAAGGCUGUUUGGCUACAGGAACAGCAGUGCAGAAUUUCAAGGUGGCAAUGAGUGGAAUCGGUCCGAACACGACAGUGCAGGAGCGCAAACUGGGAUCGAAAGCCGAACGAUUUGCUAAGAUGAUGAAAAUCAGAGACGAUGAUGACGAUCCAAACGCGGACAGCUGCAUAGACCCUGUUCUUCGUGAUGAUAUAAAGAAUGCUCUGAACAAAGUCACUGAUCAUUCAUGCAAAGGAAUUGUGAAAGCCCUACUUUUCAAUCUCAAUCGGCCUGGAUGGGCUGUAAACUGCGUGGACUUUGAUGCUGUCAGUAUCGAUGGAAUCGUACAGGAUAUGAAUUUUUGCGCAUACAUCGGCGUCGUCGCACAAGACGUGUUCGACAUUCGUCUUGGAAAAAUUGAUAUCUCAUAG
Cylicocyclus nassatus is the source of this 564-nucleotide messenger RNA. The record is from the annotation of a GenBank genome assembly. NCBI's taxonomy places the organism in Eukaryota, Metazoa, Nematoda, Chromadorea, Rhabditida, Strongylidae.